Rhinichthys klamathensis goyatoka is the source of this 2582-nucleotide messenger RNA. RefSeq names its product apolipoprotein L domain containing 1a (gene apold1a). The coding region runs from base 205 to 2205 and encodes 666 amino acids. Gene Ontology annotation, biological process: lipoprotein metabolic process; lipid transport. Gene Ontology annotation, cellular component: membrane; extracellular region. NCBI's taxonomy places the organism in Eukaryota, Metazoa, Chordata, Actinopteri, Cypriniformes, Leuciscidae. The transcript is spliced from 20 exons. The record is from RefSeq and is a predicted model, not a curated record. Gene Ontology annotation, molecular function: lipid binding.
CGCUGUGAUUCUGUUAUUACUCAACACAGAUUAAGCGGGCGGAGCUUGACAAGUUUUGACAGACCAUUUCUCUUUAGCUGUACGCAUGGGAACACAAGUUGGAAAUGGAGAAGUGCAGUGGUUAAUCAGACUACAGAGGGAAAACUGAAGCAGAAGCUCAGACCUCCCCUACGCUAAAAUGAGGUGAAGUUGACACACAGUGACAUGAUUCAGAGGAAUAUUAUUCAGGAGAAAGUAGAUUCAAUGUCCAGGCGAUCAGACGCAGCUGAGCACUCAUCUGAGGCGAGACGGUACAUGUUUAAGGGUGUAGGAACUGCAAGCAUUCACGCUAGGAACAUGCUAACUGAGAGUGAGCUCUCGGCUCUCAAUGAUCAACAACCAGACAACAACAACCCUAAGGGGAAAGCUGCUGUUUUCAGCCAGUUGUUUAAAAGAACUCCUAAAAAGUUGACGAGUCUUCCUGCACAAGAGGAUUGCUUCACUGCCACCACUGACAGUCUGUCCAACCAACACAGCAAUAAGGAAGAAGUAUCAUUACAACAUGGAGAACUCUCAGCCGGUAAUCUCAACCAAACAGAAAACAACAACACUAAGGAGGAAAAUUCCCCGUUUAAUUUUCUCCAAACAUUUCCUAGAGGAACUGAGGACACGUCUGGAGAGGACAGCCCACCAUUACACAUUAAACUGCUGGCCAGUAAUGACGAUCUCUUAUAUAUCUCUAAUAACUUAAAGGAUAACUCAGGGAAGCUUAGUGGAACUUUCCACAGUUCUCCAAAACCGGCAUUACGUUUCACUGCUGAGACGGAUCCACUAAGUGAGCACAGUAAAUGUAUUGACUGGGAUUAUAGCUUCUUGGACACUGGCACUGAAAAGAAAUCUAUUGCAGUGCCCAGAAAAUGCAUGGAAAAUAAUGAACUCUCUGACAGUAAUACCAAGGUUUUAUCAUUUAGAGUGAAGAGAACUCUACCCAGAAUGUCAACAUUUUCACCCAGUAUACAGUGUUCCGAUCAAAAAGAUAUAAUUGAGGUGCCGAUGGAAAUACAGCAUCUUCAGACAACUGAGGACUGUACAUUUGAAAUCCUGCCAGUGGAAAUGGCUGCCUAUCCAACAGAUUUAAAUUAUUUUGAGGCAGAUGAGGAUGAUGGCCUGAUGGACUGGUGGAAAACUGUUGAGGGUUGGACUGAAUGGAAUGAAACAGCAAAUUUUCAGGAGGAUAAGGAGGAGCUGGCUGUUGAGGCUGUUGCAGACCGUGUGUUUAUGGCAGCCCGUCUCUUUGUCAGUCUGUUCAACCAGCGUGGAGCCUCUCUGCAACGUCGCAUUGUAGAGUUGCUUGCACUAGCGGACACUGCUGACAGCUUCCAUAAGAAGACCGUGAGCGCAGCUGUCGGAGGGGGUGUGGCUUGUGUGGCUGGGGGCAUAGCCACCAUUACCGGCCUCAUAUUGGCACCCUUCACUUUUGGCACCUCUACUAUCGUUACUGCGGUGGGUAUCAGUGUGGCAACAGCUGGGAGCAUCACCUCAGCCACAGCUAACAUCACUGAUGCGGUUCAAUCCAAAAUGGACCGCAAGAAGGUGGAGAAGAUGAUCCAGGGCUACCAGGAUGAGAUCAAUGACAUCAGAGAUUGUCUGGAAUUCAUGCAAGAAGGAAUGAACACUCUGCAAGAAUGGGAUUUUAAGGAGUACUCUGAGAGUGUGGUCAACACGAGACUUAGCCGUAACAUAAAGCAUGUGAUGAAGGAAGGUGGGCGAGCAGGUAAAGCCCUCAUGAUUAACACUGAUAGGCUUAUCAGCACUGUGAAAGUUUUAGGUGUUGCUGGAGGAGCUGCCAAAGCCGCCAAGGCCAUCAGUAUCACCACAGGGGUCAUGUCCACUCUCUUUCUUGCCCUGGAUGUCUUUUUUCUUGCCAAAGACUCUAAUGAACUCCGCAAAGGUGCCAAGACCAAAUUUGCCUCCAAGAUCCGAGAAGUAUGCAAAGAGCUUCAACACGGCCUGCUGGAACUAAACAAAGUGAAGACUCAGCUACAAAAGACCAUGGAUGGAAUUGAAGUGGAAGAAUAUGAAGAAGAGGAGGAGGAUGAAGACAAAUGUGAGUCAGAUCCUAUUAAACUGGCUCUACUUGAGCAAGAACUUGAUCAUUUGGAGGCAAAACUUGACCAGAAAACUACACCGGAGCAAAUGAACAAAGAGACCACAAAAAAGAAAUGAGUAGUCAAAGAGCAAAAAGCAAUUAUAAAAACGAUAUUAAAAAAGUCUUAACAGUGAGCUAACAUAUGGAAACAACUAAAGCAGGAUGGUUGGCAAAUCAAAUUCAAACAUUUGAAAGGAAAAAGGAAGGAAAAGUGGAAAGAAACAAAAAUGAAGAGGAAUAAUGAAGUUUAUCUGGAGUGGAAAGAUUUAGAAUGAAGAAAAAGAAGACUUGGCACAGGGGUCUGAUCACAGAUUAUAAGAGGAACUGAACACAUCUGGGUUAAAGAGACAUAAAGGGGAUCAUUUAAGUGAACACAAGGAAGAUAAGAAGUAUAGAAACCCUCAUGUAUUCUUCAAGCAAACACAAAAAAGUGAUGGGAUACAGUAAUAUUGAG